Messenger RNA from Aptenodytes forsteri (emperor penguin), 1164 nucleotides. RefSeq names its product homeobox D8 (gene HOXD8). The transcript has 3 exons. The record is from RefSeq and is a predicted model, not a curated record. Bases 1 to 936 code for a protein of 311 amino acids. Lineage: Eukaryota; Metazoa; Chordata; Aves; Sphenisciformes; Spheniscidae. Gene Ontology annotation, biological process: DNA-templated transcription; regulation of transcription by RNA polymerase II. Gene Ontology annotation, molecular function: DNA-binding transcription factor activity, RNA polymerase II-specific; RNA polymerase II transcription regulatory region sequence-specific DNA binding. Gene Ontology annotation, cellular component: nucleus.
AUGUCGUCUAGUGGCACCAUAAGUAACUAUUAUGUCGAUUCUCUCAUAGGCCAUGAAAGCGAAGAAGUUUACGGGAGUAGAUUCGUCCAGGGAGGUCACAGUGCAACCUCCAGGCCAUCAGGUGUUGCAGAGAGUUCAGAUUUUUCCUCCUGUAGCUUUGCACCAAAAUCCACCGUGUUCUCCACCUCCUGGUCCACGGUUCACCCUCAGCCGUCUGCGGCAAUGACCGGGAUCUACCACCCCUACAUGCACCAGCCCCACUUAGGGGCAGCCGACGCCGGCCGCUACGUGCGCUCCUGGAUUGAGCCCUUCCCGGGCUUCCCGGGCGGCGGCGGCGGCGGCGCGGACUUUUACCACCCGGCCGGGGGGAGCCCCACGGCCGCCUACCAGCCGCCUCCUCCUCCCCCCGCCGCGCCUCCGCCUCCUGCCCCCUGCAGCGGGGUUACCUGUCACGGGGAGCCCGCUAAAUUUUACGGAUACGAUAACUUACAGAGACAGCAGAUUUUUACGACACAGCAAGAGGCCGAGCUGGUACAAUAUCCUGACUGUAAAUCGUCCAGUGCUAAUAUUGGCGAGGAACCAGACCACUUAAAUCAGAGCUCGUCUCCUGCUCAAAUGUUUCCCUGGAUGAGACCACAAGCAGCGCCGGGUAGGAGGAGAGGAAGACAAACAUACAGCCGAUUCCAGACUCUAGAGCUGGAAAAGGAGUUCCUCUUUAACCCCUAUCUGACCAGGAAGAGGAGGAUUGAGGUGUCCCACGCACUAGGACUCACCGAAAGGCAGGUAAAGAUCUGGUUUCAGAACAGGAGGAUGAAAUGGAAAAAGGAGAACAACAAGGACAAAUUCCCCGCUUCCAGACAGGAGGGAAAGGAAGGGGAAGCCAAAAAGGAAGCACAUGAUCUGGAAGAAGACAGAGCUGAAGGCCAGACGAAUUAAAAUUUGCCCUAAAAGCCGUUGUGAAAAGCUACAAAAAAUAACCAGCUCCAUAGCCCAACAUCUCGGCCCGUCUCCCACUGUACGUGGUACUGCCGGGGGACGAGUGACCCCGUGUCCCUCCGCUUGACAUUUCUCUGCUUCGGGUGCUUCACUUGUUUGUGGUUUUGUUUUGUUUUGUUUUGUUUUGUUUUGUUUUGUUUUGUUUUGUUUUUUUAACCGUAUCCGGAA